AUGGCGCCAGCCCAGGCGCAACAGAAAUUCAUGACCAUCGGCACCGGCGGUGUCACUGGCGUGUACUACGCAGCGGGUGGCGCCAUCUGCCGUCUGUCGGACGUGCAGUUCAACUCCCUCAAAGGCGUGGGCCAGUUCAAGGACGCCGGAGCCUACGGCGACCUGCGAGCCGUUUUCGCCGUGCACCCCGAGCCCUUCACGGUGGUGGCACGCAAGGAAGCCAACAUCACCAAGUUCGAGGACUUCAAAGGCAAACGCUUCAACGUCGGCAAUCCGGGUUCGGGCACACGCUCGUCGAUGGAAGAGCUGCUGAGCGCGAUGGGCUGGAGAAUGGUGGGCCACCCGAGCGCCAACAUUCAGGACCCGACCACCUCCUGCGGCGCCAAGCUGGUGUCCAUCACCGGUCCUGCCAUCGACAAGCUCGUGGCCGACAAGCCCUACUACGCCAAGGUCACGCUGCCCGGUGGCCUGUACCCGAACAAUCCACAACCGACCAACACCUACGGUGUCAUCGCCACCGUGGUGGCCUCCAGCAAGACGCCGACCGACACCGUGUACGCCGUGGUCAAGUCGGUGUUUGAAAACUUCGACGAGUUCAAGAAGCUGCACCCUGCGCUGGCCAACCUCAACCCCGAGAACAUGAUCAAGGACGGCUUGAGUGCGCCGCUGCACGAAGGUGCGGUGAAGUACUACAAGGAAAAAGGCUGGAUGAAGUGA
Messenger RNA from Elaeis guineensis (African oil palm), 717 nucleotides. NCBI's taxonomy places the organism in Eukaryota, Viridiplantae, Streptophyta, Magnoliopsida, Arecales, Arecaceae. The record is from RefSeq and is a predicted model, not a curated record.